CCUCACAACUUUCCAAGAGAACUUAAUAAUACAAACUCCUCUACCUCUAGCAUCGAUCUAUUACUCUUCUCCUUUGAAUUUAACUUCUACAAAGCUCCAUGGAGAAGAGUUUCCAAAGGUCUGCUCUCCUUGUGACUUUGUCUCUCUUCUUCUUCUCCAUUCCGGUUUCACUCUCUGUUCCAUUCGUUCUGUUUCACGGGUUUGGAGGUGAAUGCUCCAAUGACAAAGUGAGCAACUUAACACAGUUCCUCAUCAACCACUCCGGCUACCCUGGAACUUGCGUAGAAAUAGGAGAUGGAGUGAAAGAUUCCUUAUUCAUGCCGCUUAGGCAACAAGCCAGCAUAGCUUGUGAGAAAAUUAAACAGAUGCCAGAGCUGAGUGAAGGUUACAACAUAGUGGCAGAGUCUCAAGGAAACUUGGUCGCUAGAGGCCUAAUCGAGUUUUGCGAUAAUGCUCCACCAGUCAUCAACUAUGUCUCCUUAGGAGGACCUCAUGCUGGCGUCGCUGCAAUCCCCGAGGGGUGUGAUUCAGCAUUUUGCAUACUCAUGAAGGCGUUUUUUGCAGUGAUUUACAGCGAUUUUGCUCAAGAUCAUACUGCUCCAAGUGGUUAUGUCAAAAAACCUAUGGAAAUAAAAAAUUAUUUGGAACACUCCAAGUAUCUGCCAAAGCUAAACAACGAGAGACCUGGCGAGAAAAACUCCACUUUUAAAGACCGUUUCACCAGCUUGCAAAACUUGGUUCUCAUCAUGUUCCAGAAUGAUACAAUAUUGGUUCCAAGAGAAACUUCUUGGUUCGGAUAUUACCCGGAUGGAGCUUCAUCUUCAACACCUGUUUUGCCUCCUCAAAAGACAAAGCUAUACACUGAGGAUUGGAUUGGUCUGAAAACCUUGGAUGAUGCUGGAAAAGUGAGGUUUAUUAGUGUCCCUGGCGGACACAUCGAAAUAACGGAAGAAGACCUUGUCAAAUACGUUGUGCCUUACCUCCAGAAUGAGUCUUUGUUCUCUUCUGAACACGAGACAAUAUAGACAUUACAAUCUUUAACCCAUUAAUAAAUUGGCCUCGUCCGAAUCUAAGGGCCUAUAUCAUCAAUGUAACAUCAUCAUCUAUAAGCUUCAUCUCGUAUAAGCUUAAGACUUACCUUUCUCGUGCAUACAAAAAAUCAAUAAAAAUCAUAAGGAAAUUGUGAUCAUGCAGAGUUCUUCAUGUCUUCUGGCCUUGCAGGUGGGGAAAAAAUUGAAGAACUAAUUGAACGAUUUGAGUUUAAUAUUGGUUGAAAUGCUUCUGAAUACAUUACAUGAUUAAUGCAGCAUACUAAUGAUAUAUUCUUGGUUGUGCAUGUGAGUGUGUGUGUUUUUUUUUUUUUUUUUUGCCUAUAGGUCAGAAAGAACCCGAGGCAAAGGCAAAGACAACGGAAACCCUGUUGCUUGAAAAAUAUGACAUUUCAAUUUACUUUUCUUCAUGCUAUUAAUACCAGUUGUGCUUAGAGAGUGGACAUGAGGCUUUUAGACAAAAAGCUAAACAAACAACUCCUCUUGACCCAUCAAACUUAAUGGUUCCAAUUCACAUCUUUGUACAACAAAUACCAGCAAGACCUAGU
Arabidopsis thaliana (thale cress) is the source of this 1597-nucleotide messenger RNA. Its product is annotated as alpha/beta-Hydrolases superfamily protein. NCBI's taxonomy places the organism in Eukaryota, Viridiplantae, Streptophyta, Magnoliopsida, Brassicales, Brassicaceae. The coding region runs from base 99 to 1025 and encodes 308 amino acids. The record is from RefSeq and is marked reviewed. The transcript has 9 exons. Gene Ontology annotation, molecular function: palmitoyl hydrolase activity.